CGCCUCCGUUGUAGAAUCCCACCCACCUCAGACUUCCAGCUCUAGUGUUCUCUUCCCUGAGAAAAUUCCUGUAGGAAGACCGACGAGGGACCACAUUUUGGCACUGUUUUCAGUAAGGGUGAAAAUAACGACACAUGAAGAACUAACGAUUAGUAAUUUCAAGGCAUCUUUAAGGACCCAAAUUUGUGCAGCUGAUGGCUUCCUGAUCCCUUCUCCCCGCCUGGUCUCUGCUCUUUAGGCUGCAGUCCUCUUCGCCUGGCAGAGCCAUCGGCUCGGUGAUGAACCACACACCCAGCCCCCACAUGGCCGAGGCCGGAAAGUCUGGGUCGGGGCUCUUGUGUGGCCUGGGUCUGGGUCCCGACCGGGUGCGCUCCCCGGACAGCCUCACCCACACGCCCAGCCCCUCGGGGGGCACCCCCAGCUCCAGCCCGCCCCUGCUGCUCUCACCAGGCCUGGGCUGCGAGGGCCUGAGCAUGGCUAGCCUGAGCGCCGGCGGCGACUGGGAGAGCCGCGAGGAGCUGCGGCUGCGCGAGCUAGAGGAGGCGCGGGCGCGCGCCGCCCAGAUGGAGAAGACCAUGCGCUGGUGGUCGGACUGCACAGCCAACUGGCGCGAGAAGUGGAGCAAGGUGCGCGCCGAGCGCAACCGGGCACGUGACGAAGUGAGGCAGCUGCGGCAGCGUCUGGACGCGCUCACCAAGGAGCUGACGGGCGCCCGGCGCGAGCGGCAGGAGCUGGCCGCCGAGAACGAGCAGCUGCGCCAGGAGACCCAGAGGCUCCGCCCCGAGCACGGCUGCGCCGCCAGCGCCUCCUCCUCUUCCUCCUCGUCCUCCUCCCCACCUGUCGCUCCCGACAGCAAAAGCCCCGGAGCAGGGGAGGGGCCUGGCUCUCCUGAGCAGGAGCCUGUCAGAGACAUCAGCAGCGACAAGCCAGAACACAAGAAGGAGCUUGAGCUGCUGGAGGCUCUGCUGCGCUGUAAGGCUGACGCUCUGGAGGGCUGGGACGCGCGGAGCGUGAGCAGCCUGCGCUCGGCGCUGAGCCGGCAGGAGCGUGGCGGGGGCCGCCUGCAGCUGUGGGACGAGCUGUGCCCCCCGGAGGAGGAGCCCGGACGCAUCAACGCCUUGCAGCUGCGCCUGGACGAGUCCCAGAAGGUCCUGCUCAAGGAGAGAGAAGACAAACACGCUCUCAGCAAGAGCAUUGAGAAGCUGGAGACUGAGCUGAGCCAGUGGAAACUCAAAUAUGAGGAGCUGAACAAGACCAAGCAUGAGGCCUUCAAACAGCUCAACAUGCUGAAGGAGGUGCACCAGGACGAGCUGGGCCGCAUGUCGGAGGACCUGGAGGACGAACUGGGGGCGCGCAGCAGCAUGGACAAGAAGCUGGCCGAGCUCCGUGCAGAGAUGGAGCGUCUGCAGGUGGAGAACGCCGCUGAGUGGGGUCGGCGCGAGCGUCUGGAGACGGAGAAGCUGGCGCUGGAGCGCGACAACAAGAAGCUGCGCGCCCAGAUGGAGGACCUGGAGGAGCAGCUGGCCCGUAAGCGCCGGCAGGCCGCCACUGCCCUCGACUCUGACCUCAAGAGCAUCCAGAACGAGCUGUUCGAGAGGAACAAGGAACUGGCUGACCUGCGCCACAUUCACACCAAGCUGAAGAAGCAGUACCAGGAGAAGAUGGCUGAACUGGCCCACGCCAACCGGCGAGUGGAGCAGCACGAGACGGAGGUGAAAAAACUGAGGCUGCGCGUGGAGGAGCUCAAGAAAGAGCUGGGCCAGGCUGAAGAUGAGCUGGAUGAAGCCCAUAACCAGAGCAGAAAGCUCCAGCGGUCCCUCGAUGAGCAGGUGGAGCAGACUGAGAACCUCCAGGUCCAGUUGGAACAUCUGCAGUCCAGGCUGCGGCGGCAGCAGAGUCCAGGGCUGUUUGGGAAGAUGAGAACGUCGUCCUCGGCCCGGUUCAGCUCGGACAACCCCGACAGACCACCCAGCGACCAGGACGACGAUGAGGAAGAGGAGCUGCAGAUCCAGAUCCCCUGAGAACCAAGAACCCGGAGUUCUCUCAGAGUGAGACAACAAGUCCCCUCAGUACUUAAGACUGAUAACACCCAGCUUUGUACUUUCGGCUCCUCGCCAGGACUUUUUGGUCAGGCUGUCAGACAGACAGACAGAGAGAGAGAGAGACAGGCGGACAGACGGGCAGACGGGAAUGUGUGGACUCCGAACGGACUGGUUGAUGACCUCGCAACUUACUGCCUUUUGAAGCUGUCGCACUGUCUCCACACAGCUGGCUCACCCCCAACCCCCAGCUGGAGGACCAAAGGAGCUGGAUACUGAGUGAUCAGCAGGACUGUGAAGGUCGUCAGUCUCCCUGCCCACCACCACCAGCACUAUACCUACAUCUACUGUACUGUCUCCUUUGACCCCCCCUCCGGCUCUCUGCGUUCUUUCUUUCCCCUGUGGUUAAGUGAGCGGUCCCCUUCACAAUUAUCUUUAUACCCUGACAUUCUGUGCUCUGACUCUCAUUCCAUCACCUCAAGCCAUAUUACCAUCUCUUCGUCCUCCUCGCCUUCCUCUUCCACCUUCACGUCAUCCGUCCCUAGAUCCAUUCCCUUCACCUGCUGAUAUGUCCAGGCUUGCUAAAGUCCUGGAGGCCAUGCUGAUCAAGGCUAUGUGCUAAUGCUGGGCAUUGCAGUCAUGCUGUACAGUCUCAGUAUGUGUAAUGUGAGCUCAAUGUGAAGGCCUUGGAGCAUCUUCAGAGCCAGUGUUUUUUUCUCAUUUUUUUUCCUCAUUACAGCAGGGGUCCCUGUGUGUGUUCGUGUUUUGCUGUUGUGCUGGGGGAAAGGUACCUUGGUGACAGUUAAUUCAAACAAUCAAUCAAACAUACCCUCCCUAAACCGUACACACACACACACACACACACACACUCUCACACAUACAGUCACACACA
Molecule: messenger RNA, 2931 nt
Organism: Clupea harengus (Atlantic herring)
Lineage: Eukaryota; Metazoa; Chordata; Actinopteri; Clupeiformes; Clupeidae
Gene: ccdc102a
Product: coiled-coil domain containing 102A
Cellular component (GO): myosin complex
Source: RefSeq, a predicted model, not a curated record